Varanus komodoensis (Komodo dragon) is the source of this 1185-nucleotide messenger RNA. It is a transcript of the gene PAX2, whose product is annotated as paired box 2. Gene Ontology annotation, biological process: regulation of transcription by RNA polymerase II; anatomical structure development. The record is from RefSeq and is a predicted model, not a curated record. NCBI's taxonomy places the organism in Eukaryota, Metazoa, Chordata, Lepidosauria, Squamata, Varanidae. Gene Ontology annotation, molecular function: RNA polymerase II cis-regulatory region sequence-specific DNA binding; DNA-binding transcription factor activity, RNA polymerase II-specific.
AUGGAUAUGCACUGCAAGGCAGACCCCUUCUCCGCGAUGCACCCAGGGCACGGGGGCGUCAACCAGCUCGGGGGGGUGUUUGUGAACGGCAGGCCCCUGCCUGAUGUGGUGAGGCAAAGGAUCGUGGAGCUGGCGCACCAGGGCGUGCGGCCCUGCGACAUCUCCCGGCAGCUGCGGGUCAGCCACGGCUGCGUCAGCAAGAUCCUCGGCAGGUACUACGAGACGGGGAGCAUCAAGCCCGGAGUGAUAGGAGGGUCCAAGCCGAAAGUGGCCACCCCCAAAGUAGUGGAUAAAAUCGCCGAAUACAAGCGGCAGAACCCGACCAUGUUCGCCUGGGAGAUCCGGGACCGGCUGCUGGCCGAAGGCAUCUGCGACAACGACACGGUGCCCAGCGUCUCCUCCAUCAACCGGAUCAUCCGGACCAAAGUGCAGCAGCCUUUCCACCCAACGCCAGAUGGGAGCGGCUCAGGAGUUACUGCACCUGGACAUACCAUAGUGCCCAGCACAGCCUCCCCUCCCGUCUCCAGCGCCUCCAAUGAUCCGGUGGGCUCGUACUCCAUUAACGGGAUUCUGGGGAUUCCUCGGUCGAAUGGCGAGAAGAGGAAACGUGACGAAGAAGUAUCCGAGGGCUCGGUCCCCAACGGCGAUUCCCAGAGCAGUGUGGAUAGUUUGCGGAAGCACCUUCGCGCCGACACUUUUACACAGCAGCAGCUGGAAGCUUUAGAUCGAGUCUUCGAGCGUCCUUCUUACCCUGAUGUCUUUCAGGCAUCAGAACACAUCAAAUCUGAGCAGGGUAAUGAGUACUCCCUCCCAGCUCUGACCCCUGGUCUUGAUGAAGUCAAGUCAAGCCUAUCCGCCUCUGCUAACCCAGACCUGGGGAACAACGUCUCAGGACCCCAGACAUACCCCGUAGUGACUGGUCGUGACAUGGCAAGCACCACCCUGCCUGGCUACCCACCCCACGUUCCACCCACCGGACAGGGCAGCUACCCCACCUCAACUCUGGCAGGAAUGGUGCCUGGGAGCGAGUUCUCAGGAAACCCCUACAGCCACCCUCAGUACACAACCUACAACGAGGCCUGGAGGUUCAGCAACCCUGCCUUGCUCAGUUCCCCUUAUUAUUAUAGUGCCACAUCCCGGGGCUCCGCACCUCCCACUGCUGCCGCUGCCUAUGACCGCCACUAG